CGUUUUUGUUUUCCUUUUCCAAACCUGUUGUUUGGACUUUGCCUAUACACACUGGUGGGCAGUGGAACAAAUUGGAGUUUGUUCUUUUCCCUCCCUAUGUAUGACCGGGACGGGCACUCGGAGAGAUCACUAACCAGCACGGUUGGACGGCAGUCUGGCACUAUAGUCCACGGGUGGACGCAGCUGUAAGAAAAGGUGAGUUUUCUUUCUUGCUCUGUUGUGUUUGAACACACACGCACCGGCACGGAGCGAUUCGCGCAUGAUAGUUGUGGGAACAACGAUCGGCACGGAGGCCACAAAACACUGGGUUGUUUUUCCUCUUGUCUUAUUGCUCUCUUUGGCGGGCCAAAUGACGGAACCAAAGCAACUGUUGGAAACAGAGGGUACUCAAGUAGCCGACGGAGUUACAUCCGACGAGGCGGUCGGACACUACACAAACAGCGCUGGGGAAGCGAUGGCUCUGGCGGGGGCCAGUUGUUGCAGCGAAGUGGGGAACGGAGCAGGUCGGGCAGACAGACUUCACCGGAGGGACUGGCAAGCUUUUAGCUUGUGCGGAGCUCUGCGGUUGGGAAACGCGGACCUAGCCGCCUUACUCAACAGGAUCGUUGGGGCGGGACGCUGGAGGGUCAGGGUGAGACCGACGUUGUACGUGUCGAGCGGAGAGAGAGCUAAGGCUGAGAGCAGGAGGCGACCGGAACCUGGUUUGUUUUGUUGCCGCGCAACGUUGACAAGGUGCGUGAUCAGUGGAUUUGAUCAUCUUCUUUUUGCUGGCUUGUGCAGCCGGGAUCGGGCUGACAUGCGUGGGAACAGAGUGACGCCUUGAGGCACGGGUUACGCGAAGCGGAUGGGAAGUACAAGUGGUGGUGCCACUGUGGUAAGUAGGCCGGGAGGGUCGGCGACGAGAGUCAGGGAAACGGAGUGGUGGAUGGAAAUACAACCAAGGAGACUUGGUGUAGAGGCUAGAAGCCUAUUGUAGAAAUAAACGGAGUGAAUUCGAAUGAUUGAGACUGUGAAGAUGUUGAGGGUGACUGUGUUCAACGUGAUGUUUUG
Colletotrichum godetiae is the source of this 1050-nucleotide messenger RNA. RefSeq lists its product as uncharacterized. Lineage: Eukaryota; Fungi; Ascomycota; Sordariomycetes; Glomerellales; Glomerellaceae. The coding region runs from base 260 to 823 and encodes 187 amino acids. The transcript has a single exon. The record is from RefSeq and is a predicted model, not a curated record.